AUGUCCGGAGAAGACGCACCUGCUCAGGAGCAAAACGCCGUGGAUCAGAAACAGGAGACCAAACCUGCGGAGGAGCCCAAGUCUGAAGCUCCCAAAACUGAGGCGGCAGAAGCAGAUGCAGCUCCAGCAGCCGCCCCGGAGAAGGCCCCUGAGGAGGAGGCUUUCACCUACCGCGCACUGGUGCUCACUGGGUAUGGGGGCUAUGAUAAAGUCAAGCUGCAGGUGAAGAAGGGGAAACCCGCGCUCAAAGCUGGAGAAGUCCAGGUGCGCGUCAAGACAUGCGGGCUGAACUUUGCGGACCUGAUGGCCAGACAGGGGCUCUACGACCGGAUGCCUUCCCCGCCCGUCACCCCGGGGAUGGAGUGCGCGGGGGUCGUGGAGGCAGUGGGCGAGGAGGUUACAGACAGAAAAGUGGGGGAUAAGGUGAUGGUGCUGAAUCGGUUCGGACUCUGGCAGGAGGUGGUGGUGGCCCCAGUGAACCACACCUUCCUGAUCCCCGAGGGCAUGAGCUUUGAGGAGGCGGCCGCACUCCCCGUCAACUACAUCACUGCCUACAUGAUGCUGUUCGACUUCGGACACCUGCGGCCCAACCAGAGCGUCCUCAUCCACUCUGCUGCAGGUGGCGUGGGGACCGCAGCCACACAGCUCUGUAAAACGGUGAGCGAUGUGACAGUGUUCGGAACGGCGUCGGCCUCCAAACACGAAGCCCUCACUGAAGCCGGAGUCACACACCCCAUCGACUACCGCACCAAGGACUACGUGGACGAGGUCCGCAAACUCAGCCCCAAAGGAUGUGAUAUCGUCCUGGAUCCACUGGGAGGAUCCGACACCCACAAGGGCUACAACCUGCUCAAGCCGAUGGGAAAACUCGUCACAUACGGAGCGGCUAACAUGUUGGCGGGACAGAAGAAGAACCUGAUCGCGGUGGCUAAGAACUGGUACCAUCAGUUCUCCAUCCACACGCUGAGUCUGAUCCAGGGCAACAAGUCUGUGUGCGGGUACCACCUGGGGUACCUGGACGGAGAGACGGAGCUCAUCAGCCACACCAUGACCACCCUCCUGGACCUCUACAAGCAGGGCAAGAUCAAGCCCCGCAUCGACUCCACCUGGCAUCUGGAACAGGUCGGCGAUGCCAUGAGGAAGAUGCAGGAGCGAAACAACAUCGGCAAAGUCAUCCUCACCACGGAGCCGAUGCCCGAGGAGGAGAAGAAGGAGGAGGCCAAGAAGGAGGACAAGAAGGAGGAAAAGAAGAAGGAAGACAAGAAGAAAGAAGACAAGAAGAAGGACGAUGGAAAGAAAAAAGAGGAGAAAAAAGAGGAGAAGAAGGAAGAGAAAAAAGAGGAGAAAGAAGAGAAAAAGGAGGAAGAGCCUAAGAAAGAAGAGAAGUGA
This is a messenger RNA of Knipowitschia caucasica, 1389 nucleotides long. The record is from the annotation of a GenBank genome assembly. NCBI's taxonomy places the organism in Eukaryota, Metazoa, Chordata, Actinopteri, Gobiiformes, Gobiidae.